UCGUCGGCUGAAAGAUGAGGUCGUGUUCAAGAGACAUCUCGAAGAGUCAAGGCACCAGUCGCGGGUCACCGCGGCCGCAUCCGGAUCGUUCGCAGGAUCUCGUUCAACCCCACACUUUUAGAUCACUUACUCAAUUAUGACCGCCGAAACUCCAUUCAAAGCUUCCCACAAGCCGUCCGAUAUAAAAUGGGCUCCGAGGACAGGUAUUUCCUCAUCGUGUCUCCCCAUGUCCCACGAAACUCAAAACCAGUUCCAGAGCGUCCUCUCUGCUGCCGUUCGUCGGCGGCUCAGCAGCGUCGGACAGGAGCAAAAGCCCAAUGUUCCACCCUCUUUUGCGAGUCUCACUCCCAUGUGGGUUGGGAUCGCGGGGACCAAUGUUGAGGCGACCAAGUUCGAGAUCGCGCUCUCCAUCCACGACUCAGUAUAUUCCACCGACUUUACUUCCGCCAUCAUCACCCUUGGCAAGAACAAAGCCAGCGAUAUCGAGACGUUCGUUAUCCAGACGAUCAGGAAGUUCUCUGCUGAGCACCUGUGCAAAUUCUUGGGUGCUGGUGUCACUGUCUCGCUGUUGAAGGAAGCACCGAACUUGGCUACCCGCCUUUGGCUCGAUCUGGACAUUGUCCCGAUCGUUUUCAACAUCAAGCCGUUCCACACAGAUUCUGUAACCCGCCCCAACAUUAAACACCGCAUCUCAUCCACCACGGGCAGUUAUGUCCCUUCUGGUGCAGAGACACCCACAAUGUUUGUGGACAGCUCACAUGUACCCUCCGGUCAAUUGAAUGUCCCCGGCGCCACCGGCCGUCUUCCUCUUCCUCGCACGGUCGACGAGCAGGCGGACUCCGCUGCACGCAAAUGCUUGAUGUAUUUUGGGCCUAACAACAAUCCCCGCUUGACGAUUGGCCCCCGCAAUCAGGUCACUGUCGACGCUGGCGGGAAGAUCCACUUGAUAGAUGAUCUAGACGUGUACAAGAAUACCGUCCGCUCCGGGACGUGGAACGCGGUCAUCAAGCUUGCCGACGAGCUGCGGGAGAAGAAUGUGAAGAUUGGGUUCUUUUCGUCGACUCCUCAGGGUGGUGGUGUCGCGCUCAUGAGACAUGCUCUCAUCCGAUUCCUCUCUCUUCUUGACAUUGACGCUGCCUGGUAUGUGCCGAACCCCAGCCCGACUGUCUUCAGAACGACCAAGAACAACCACAACAUCUUGCAAGGUGUCGCCUCACCCGAUCUGCGACUCACUCAGGAGAACAAAGACAAGUUCGAUGAGUGGAUUCUCAAGAACGGCUUGCGCUGGACAGCGGAGGGUGGCCCAUUGGCCCAGGGCGGUGUUGACAUCGCUUUCAUUGACGAUCCUCAAAUGCCGGGUUUGAUUCCUCUGAUCAAAAAACUGCGCCCCGAUCUGCCCAUCAUCUAUCGGUCGCACAUCGAAAUCCGCAGUGAUUUGGUGCACGUGGCUGGUUCACCCCAAGAGGAAGUCUGGAAGUAUCUUUGGAACAACAUCCAGCUUGCAGACCUCUUCAUCAGUCAUCCUGUCAGCAAGUUCGUCCCCAGUGAUGUCCCUCUAGAAAAGUUGGCUCUCCUCGGGGCAGCCACCGAUUUCCUCGACGGUCUUAACAAGGAGCUCGAUCCUUGGGACUCAGCCUUCUACAUGAACGAGUUCCGCAACCUGUGUGUCAAGGAGAAGAUGAACGAGCUCAAGUGGCCCGUCCGCGACUACUUCGUCCAGAUCGCGCGGUUCGACCCUGCGAAGGGUAUCCCUCAAGUGAUCGACUCAUAUGCCAAGUUCCGCAAGUUGUUGGGGCCCAAUCUUUCGGAGGAGGACAUUCCUCAACUGUUGAUUGUUGGACAUGGGGCUGUUGACGAUCCUGACGCUAGCAUCAUCUACGAUCAAGUGAUCCAGCUGAUUCACUCUGACGCAUAUAGCAAGUAUGCGACGGACAUUGUUGUCAUGCGUCUCCCUCCGAGCGACCAGUUGCUCAACGCUCUUAUGGCGAACGCUAGGGUGGCGCUGCAGUUGUCGACUCGGGAGGGAUUCGAGGUCAAGGUCUCGGAAGCCAUCCACGCUGGGAUUCCGAUUGUUGCUGCCGCUACUGGAGGCAUUCCGCUCCAAGUCGAGCACGGAAAGUCUGGAUUCUUGACGACUCCGGGUCCGGCGGGCACCGAUGCGGUCGCCAAGCAUCUGUACGACCUGUUCACGGACGAAGACCUGUACCGCAAGAUGAGCCAAUACGCCAAGACCCAUGUCUCGGACGAAGUUGGCACUGUUGGAAAUGCUGCUGCCUGGCUUUACUUGGCGGUGAUGUACUCUCGUGGUGUCAAACUGCGGCCCAAUGGCGCCUGGCUCAACGACAUGCUCCGCGAGGAAACCAACGAGCCGUAUGCCCCAGACGAACCCCGUCUUCCCCGCCUGCCCCUCCAGAUGCAAGGGGGCGAUGGGCCUGCUUGGAUGCAGGUUGUUCACAAGGCUCUGCCAUCUCUUCCACCUACCACCAUCACCCAGAUGGCCGCGAACACAUACCACCAGCACUAUUCACAACAAGCUUACCAGCAACCUCCGCCCAUCUACCGAGCUAAUCCGGUUACUAGUCAAUGGUCUUAUGAUCAACCUGCAGCCCAGCCGGCUGCUUACCAUGCCCCAGCUGCUGCCGAAUAUUUCCAUGCACACUCACCCCCGACGCGUCCACGAUCCCGAUCGGACGCGGUCCCGACUCACCGCAUCCAACGACCGCUGCGGUCGGCGAUGAAACGCGGUACUUCACGAGAGCGCGACUCGUUCUUCAUCCCGGCGUCCGUGGAUUCGGUCUGGGGGGGCUCGACACCCCAGAACAUGAGCGAUGACGAUGAUAUGGACGCACUGCGGGCAGCGAUGGGCCGGACGAACAUCGGUCUAGCGCAAUCACUGCCGACCUGGAGCACGCCUGUGGGCCGAGAGCGUGUUUCGGAAUGGGUGCAAGACACGCGAGGGAAGGGUGGUUUCAGCUCGUUCGACACACCACACGUCCCAGAUCGAGGUAGAGGGCACGGAGCUAGCGCUUUCAUUCCACCGAUGCCGUUUCAAUCUCAAGUACGGCCACCCCCAUCUUCGCAGCAGCCCCAGCGUCAGCAGCAUCAAUCCCAGCAUCACCAACGCAUAGUACCCGUGUACAUCCCGGUCGGAAAGAGCAAAAGCCACGACCAUCACCAUCACACGCAUGUGCACCGGGACAGACACCGGGACGGCGAGCGUGGGCGCUCGCAAUCGCGCAGUCGGGUCCGAGGGCCGUCUCACACCCGUUCUGCCUCCGGGUCUGGCACAAGUCGAUCUGUUUCUCAUUCGAGGCACCACGAACAUCGAAGCAAGCUUCACAAGCACAAAAAGCUACAGCCGCUCCCGAUCUGGGUUACGCAAAAGGCGGCAUCGCUGGGCAACAAACAACACAGGCAUCACCAACCCGGCGGCCCGCCCAGCCACUUCAUCGCAGUGCCCCAGUUUGUUGUGAACCAUGCAAAAUCUGCUGUGUUUCCUCAUCGCGCGCCUGUGCUAAAAUCGAAGUCCGAGUCGCACGAAACCAAAGAGAAGGAAAAGGACAAGGAAAAGAAGCACAAACACCACUGAUUUGGCGAUUCGGAACUAACAUAUAUAUUCCAUGCUGCAAGUACCACUAUGACAUGCUGUGAUUCUCUGAGAAUGCCGACGCCGAGGCGUUGGUUAAAGGCAGUACUGCGUCAUUCCAGAAGCAUUCAUGGCAACGACCUGGGAGAAGAGGGUCAAGUCGGAGAUUGAUACAUGCUUGAUGACAGUGACAACACAGGCGUUAUUUGAGCACAUUCGGAUGAUCGUGUAGGCGGGACACCACGGCCUGGCAUGGCCGCGAGUCCAGAAUACGGCGCAGACGCUGCUCAGAUGUGCGGGCACAAGAUCCGUGCAGAAUUCAGCUCCGAGGUUCACACCACCUCCUUGUUGCCCGACGAGCGUGGCCCAGUCUGCAGAGCAGUGAACAGUCACAACUGGUGAACCAGCUUACUUGGCGAGAUCCCUGACCCUGCGCCAACGAGAACGACGUGUUCCUGCCGUCCACGGUCGUCCAUGCGAACAAAGAUGAGUAUAUGCGCCAUUGUCCCCUUUGUCCCCAUGGCUUCAAAUGCCAUCUUGAAAGGAGAACUCAUCCGGAGCAAUGCCAAAAUUGCAAGAACUGGUCAGAAAAAGCUGGCUGCGAUUAACAAGGCGUGAAGGGGACGCAGACAAAACGAUGUCUACGGGACAAAGCACGACCCUGGAAUAGAGUACGGAAUUUUGACGGAAUCUCAGAUCGAAGGAUUCAAGUGUGAUCUGAUCACGAGGUCAGCAAAGAUUGUAUGGCACUCGAUCAGUUGCGAUCGUGCUUUGCGAGGCUUUGCUCCGAAGGUUGACAUAAAAUGGCGGAUUCCCAGCCGGCUCCAUUCUCAGCUCCCCCACUUCUCUCACCACACUCUCUUCUCGAGCCCGGUGCUCGCCCUCUCUUUUAAACGCCCGACACGAUCAUGAAAUCAUUCACGCUCCUCUCUGUACUUGGCCUCGCCUCCUACGUCGCCGCCCAGGCUAACGGCGGCCCCCGAUUUGACCCUGCGGGUGCCAAGAAUGUGGGAAACGGCAAAGGCGCCCAGUUCAUCGGUGGCCAAUGCCUAAGCACCGCCGAUUGCGCGUCUGGCUGUUGUGCCGGCCCAUCCGGCAUCUGUUCUGGUGUCGGUGCGCAGACUCAAGCGGGCAAGACCGGCUGCGGCUUCUCUGCCGGGUCUAGCUCUCUGAACAACGGUGCUGCACCUCCAGCUGCCGCUUCCACCGCCGCUCCUCCUCCUAACGUUGGCGGCCCCCCAUUCGAUCCUGCUGGCGUCAAGAACAUCGGAAACGGCAAAGGCACCCAGUUCAUCGGUGGGCAGUGCCUGAGCAAGGCAGAUUGUGCCUCAGGCUGCUGUGCUGGCCCAUCGGGCAUAUGCUCGGGGGUCGGUGCCCAGACUCAGGCCGGUAAAACGGGCUGUGGCUUUGUCGCCGGAUCCAGCUCGCUCAACAAUGGCGCCGCCGCUGCCUCUCCUUCCCCGACCGCGGCUACCCCUCCACCCAAUGUCGGGGGCCCUGCAUUUGACCCUGCCGGUGUCAAGAACAUCGGAAACGGCAAGGGCACCCAGUUCAUCGGUGGACAAUGUCUGAGCCAGGCAGAUUGCGCCUCCGGUUGCUGUGCUGGACCGUCGGGUAUCUGUUCAGGGAUCGGCGCUCAGACUCAGGCUGGAAAAACCGGCUGUGGAUUUGUUGCCGGAUCCAGUUCUCUGAACAACGGUGCCACGCCCCCAGCUGCCGCUGCACCUCCUGCUCCAGCAGCACCCGCCCCGCCUCCCAAUGUCGGCGGCCCUCCAUUUGAUCCUGCUGGCGUGAAGAACAUCGGAAACGGCAAGGGCACCCAGUUCAUCGGUGGACAGUGCCUGAGCCAGGCAGAUUGUGCUUCUGGUUGCUGUGCCGGUCCGUCAGGCAUCUGCUCGGGGCUCGGUGCCCAGACUCAAGCUGGGAAAACCGGCUGCGGCUUCGUCGCUGGAUCCAGCUCCUUGACCAACGGUGCCGCGGCUGCUUCUCCUCCCCCGGCCGCGGCCGCCCCUCCUCCCAACGUCGGGGGCCCUGCAUUUGACCCUGCCGGUGUCAAGAACGUGGGAAAUGGCAAGGGCGUCCAGUUCAUCGGCGGGCAGUGCCUGAGCGCCGCUGACUGUGCCUCUGGCUGUUGUGCCGGUCCGUCCGGCAUCUGCUCCGGCGUCGGUGCACAAACUCAAGCCGGCAAGACCGGCUGUGGUUUCAUUUCCAAGCGCUUCGUCUCUCGUCGCAGCAGCCUCUUCGCCUAAGUGCCUGGUGCGACCUAUGGUGGAACUUCUACUGAAUGAUGUCUUGUUGUAUACCUUAGCUAAGAUACCUGGUGUAUUGUAACGAAGAAACCAAAUGAAAUGUGUGAUGAUACCUUGGGCUUGCCAAUCCUGUAAGCGUGCAAUUGCAUGUAAAGCGGUAGCUACAUUGUGUUCUCCGCGUUGAUUGGAUUUAUUGACGCGUCCUGACGCGUCAAUAUAAAGAAGCACGUGGGCGUUCUCCUGUCGAUCCUCUCUGCCCACGUCCUUACACAUACAACAAAACCCAAUAGCCUCAGAAAAUGCUGGAAAUGGAAAUGCACUCGCCCUCCUUCCGUGCAAAUCGCUGUGUGUCCAACAAGCGAUCUCGCUCGCCUGACAGCCCAUCCGAGCGACCUUCAAAACGACCGUCUCUUGCCAUCGGUACUUCGGAACAUCCAUUUCGCCCCUACGGGACCCUCGCAAUCAGCAAAAGUCGACAAUCAUCCGAAGACUGGGUCCAACAAACUGGUGGCCUAUCCAUAGACAGUCCACUGCAUACAUGUAUCAGCGGAAAUGCGUCGGAAUGUUCGUCGAUCACGGAUGAAUUCAUGGCAGUGGACACAGACGAGGAGAUGCCACCAAGCACCGAUAGACCGUACCUGCUCUCGGCCAACACACCGACAUCCUUCUCCGAACCCUCCUCCUUGCAGCUCCAAUCCUCAUCACACCUACCACAUCCCCACCCGUUACUGACAUCCAGCACUCUCCUGCUGCCCGCCAUCAAUGUCCUCCCUGCAACGCCGAUUCUGGUGUCGCCCACCCGCCCUCCGACGCCUGACCUUCAAACAAACUCCAUGUCGAUGCCAAUAUCCCCGACUUCCUCCUUCUCCCACCUAGGCACGCUAGGUGGCAGGAAACCUCGUUUCUCGAUGGGGCCGAGAGCCAAUUGUGAGAAAUGUCGAAUGGGUGUCAAAGGGCACUGGGCACAUUAUGAUUAAUGUAUAGCGCGGCGUAUGGCAUUGUCCUUCCAGCACUUCGAGUUACAGUCGAAACCAUCAUCUCACUAUUGAGAGCAUUUGCAUCGCCGAAUGGGCUCUCAGGACGGAAAUGUCUGGAAAUGAAAUCUCACUGCGCCAAUUUGGCGAUCGGCAUUACGAAAGGCGGAUAAGUGUUGAAGGGGGUAAAAGCAAUCACCGCAUAACGCGGUACCACAUAACACGGCGAAUAAAUCACACAUAAGAUCGGGAUUUUCUCCAGACCAGGGGAACUGACUGACAUGGGGGUAUGAAAGCUCCGGGAGGCCGGAGCAAGUGUCCAAAUUUGAACUAACAAGAUGAUCGUGAUCAUAUUAUCACGGUGAUUGCCGAGAACUUCGUGAAAAAGUUGCUCUGCGCUACCUCCGGCACGAGAUGUCGACGACGCUGCCGUUGUUCUGGCACCUCUCCUCAGCCUCGAAGGAUGAACGUCUCGAUGCAUCGGUCAAGCUGGUUGGGGCUCUCGAACAAUUUCAGUCACAAUUCGUUCGCAAAGAAUCUAUGGAUGCCUCUGGCACGGACGGCGAAGAGGACGGAGAGGAUGAGGACGAGAAGAUGGACAAUUUGGAUAACUUGAACGCGCAGGAUGUUUCCUAUUCCAUCCGCCGACUCAUCCGAGGUCUUUCCAGCCCUCGGGAAAGCAGUCGGCUCGGAUUCGCGGUUGCACUGACUGAGUUGUUGGCCCGACUGGACACGAUCACCUGCUCUCAGAUUCUUCUUCUCGUGGUUGAUGCGACUAAAUCCCAAGGCUCGAUGACCGGCCAAGAGGAGCGGGACGCUAUUUUUGCAAGGCUCUUCGGUCUGACUGCAAUAAUCCAAUCCGGCCUGCUCGUCCGCACGACACCACUGCCCUUCUCCGCCUCGUCCGAGACUUCUGCAUCUUCCUCGAGCGCAUUCAAGGACGCGGUCUCGCAUCUCAUCGCGCUGGGGGACAAGAAAUCGUGGCUGCGGGAAAGCGCUUGGUGGAGUCUCGGUCUCGCUAUGGAUGCCCUGAAAGCCUCUGAGGUGACGUGGAAGGAGAGCGCGUCGGACGCGAUCAUCGAGCUGGUGUUUAACCCCAACACGCCCUGGUCGCCUGAAAAGAUCGCGAUCGCGCUUAAACUCCAGAACACCAAUCCCAAGCGGGACUGGCGCGCGCUUCUCUGCCCGCCGUUCAAAUCUCCGGACCUGCUUGCUAGUACGAAUCUGCCCGCCAUUGGCAAGAUUCUGAAGGACACAACUACGGAGGCGGAUUCGGAAAACGGAGUGCCCAAGUCGGCUGCAGGAUCGUGGACCCUCAGUUACAUUUCGUCUGGAGUGCCAUCCUCGAUCAAUUGCUGCCUGGUCCAGAUUCAAUCUCGACGACCAAAGGCUCUUUCCAGGAAUUCUUCAGGAUUGUUGUUGACGAGUCGCUAUUCUCGUCAAAUUCCUCUCCAGAGCGAAAGUAUUCUGGCUUCCAAGUCUUCCGCAAGGCAUUGCCACGUAUGACUGAGGAUGACAUUCCUCUGCUAUUCACAAAGAACUUCAUGCGGUCCUGGAUCAAUCAUCUUUCGCACUCGGAUCGGUAUCUGCAUAAGGUAGCCAAGCAAGUCUCCACUGACAUCCAAAAUCUCGUCAAAACUCGUCCCCAGCUGGGUUUCGCGCUGAUUCUGCAAUUGACCGGUGUCAAUGGCAGCCAGCAGUUCGAUAAACUGACCAAAUCGAAAACUGUCGAGUCGAUUCUGACAUCGAUGAGCGCUGAUGGAAUCAAAAGCUACAUCAACCACAUUAUCGCUCAGGUCAACUCUGCAGUGGACGUCGAUGUGGACGCGCUGAACUCGCGUCGCUCGUGGAUCAUCGACCAGCUCUCGGCGCUGAUCCACAAUGGGGCGGUGCCGAAAGACGACGAAUGCACGAUGCUUGUACUGGACUGGUUCACCGUCCACGGCCUGUUUCUUGUCAAGAAGAAAUCUGAGAAAAGUGCUUUCCUGGCUAUCCAUCAGAUCCCCAGUCCUCCGUUCUCCGAUCAAUUGCGCCACCAGUGUCGCACCCGACUGCUCAGCUGCCUGGCUGACUUGCUGGCACAGACUCAACCCCACAAAACUGCCGAAGACAAGCCACUCAAGCGUCCCGGCGUCGCAUCUGACGGUGAAUACUGGCUGUUCAAGGUCCUCGGCAGUAUAGACAAGCUCCAGGCGGACUCGAAGCGUGUUUCACUGCUAUCAGAAUUUGAGGAGGAUGACCUGACGUUGGCGACAAAAGUGCGAGAAGGCAUUACCAGGCUGAAAGCACCCGCCGCGCAGGGUGCCCAGCUGUUGUUGCUGGGUGUCCUGAUUCAAUUCUUUGUCGAAGAGCCGACUGAAAAAGACGCGGAAGUGAUCAGCGAUUGCUUGGAUGCGACGGACAGAAUGUUUGCAGCCCCCAAAAAGAGCAAGAGCAAAAAGAAAAAGGCCGCCAAGGAGGAAGCAGGUGCAGAGGAGUCGGCGCCAGAGCCCGUUGAUGUAAUGCUCGACUGCAUCAUUGGAUUCCUCGAAAAAGGGACCGCGUUCAUCCGAACCCUCGGCACUCAAGUCUUCUCCUUGUUGACCGGUUCCGCGCAACGUUCCACGAUUGAAUUGAUGCUCUCCCAAUUGGAGCGGCGGAAUCCAGACGAACUCGCGCAGGACGAAGACGAGGACAUAUCACAGGACGAAGCAGGCAGUAAUCUGGAGGAAGAGGACGACUCCGAUAGCGAAAUCGAGUUUGCAGAGGACCCAAGCGAUGACGAGGUUGACCCUGAAUUGCGGAAGAAGAUCGAAGAGGCGUUGCGUGUGAAUGGAGUCGGCGCAGGCUCAGACAAUGAUGAGAACGGAGAUGACGACGACGCGAGUGACGACGACGAAGACCUCAUGGACGACGAGCAGAUGCUUGCCAUCGACGAACAACUCGCCCAGUUCUUCAAGUCUCGUGACGAAAAGGGGAAAAACGGUGACGCGCAACGUGAAGCAACACAUUUCAAGAACCGGGUCCUGGACCUUGUUGACACCUUCCUCAAAAACGAACCCAGCAAUCCGCUGUCCAUCGAUCUUCUCCUUCCGCUGAUCGAGCUGUCUCUGGGCUCCAGCGUAGACGAGCGUCAUCUCACUGACAAGGCCCGCGGUAUCGUGCGGUCUCGCUUUGCCAAGUGCAAGGAGCACCCGACUGUCGGGGAUUCGGAACCCGCCAAGUCGGCGCUGAGCCAGAUCCAUUCCCGGGCUCAGAAACUGCACUCUGCCGAACUGCUUCCCACGCUGAGCCAGUGCAGCCUCUAUCUUGCCAAAGUCCUCCUGGACGCCAAAUCCGCUCAGGCCGUGGUCGACGUCUACCGGCGCUCUCUGCAGGACUUUGCCACCCGCAAAAACUCGGCGCUAAAUGGCCAUUUCUUCACGGACGCCAUCAACCGCUUCCCCGGAGAGAUGUGGGAGCUCAGAAAUGACAUCUUCACAUUCGCCGAGCAGGCUGUGAAUGGCUUCCGCCGGACACAGUGUCUGCAACUCGUCCAGCCGCUGCUCACCCGCAUUUCGUCGAUUGAGGACAAGCGUGAGGAGGCAGAGGAAUUCCUGCUGGCUUUCAGCGGGAAACUUGCCCAUACAGUGGACGAAGCCUGUUCUGACAAAAUCACACUCACGCCGUCGCAAAUGAAGGAUCUGCUCAAACUGGGGGCCUUCGCCGUGCGGCUGGCUCAACGCCUGUCCGCUCAAAAGGGCUGGGACUUCGCCAGCUGGUCAGGCUUGGCCAAGAAGCUGGCCGAAUCCGAGCGGUUCAAGAGCUCUGUAGGCCUGCAAAAGAUGUGCGCGAACUUGUGUGCGUCUCCGCCGGCAUCGAACGGAAAGCGCAAGGCUGCUGCGGUCGAGGAGGAAACGCCGAAGGCCAAGCGUAAAAAGACGAGCAAAAAGUAGUGUAUCGAAUGGAUUAUCAUCAGCUAGAUAUGUCCCUUCAAGGCUGUGUGUCUUCUUCUCGCCAUCGGGUAGUGCUCUUCCAGAACAGCCUUCAAGACGUCCACUCUCUUGAGCACCAUUCUACGUCUCAUCCGGGCGAUCACCGUCGUCUCCAUGUCCGCAGACUUUUUGGUAGCAACUUGAAGGAUCUCUUCCGGCAGACCAGCCAGUCGAGCACAUUCCACCCCAAAUGAUUCUGCCCAAAGCGUCAAUCGAGCUGAGGUUAUCAUUUUAAGCAUAGGGCACUUGCCUUGCGCUAUCCCGUCCUCCAAUCUGUACAGGAAUGUGACAUCACGCUUCCCAUCCCGCUUGCGUUGCUCCUCAGCGCGAUAGCCGACGUGGAGAUUCUGGAGUUGCCGGAUAUUUCUGCCCAAGCUGUCUUGCCACGAGGGGAUAGUGGGUGAUGAACAAAGUCCGGCAUCGCACGGUGGAAAUCAACUCCUCCAGGGUAGCGUGAGCUAUAGCCAUCCCAUCGAAUGUGGACGUCCCUCGGCUGGGUGGGGAUGUCGAUAAGUGUCCUGCCAAACGCUGCUCAGAUCCAGCUUACUCACCCGAGCUCAUCCAAGACGACCAGACUGCGAGACGUGGCUGUGCGCAGAAUCUCACUCGUCUCCGCCAUUUCGACCAUAAACGUCGAGCGGCCUCUGACGAUGUCAUCGGAAGCGCCCAUCCGCGUUAGAACCGCAUCGAGCAUGCCUUGUAGACGGUCUGCUCAGCUUCGAUGCAUCAGACUCGAGCGCAUGCACUCACUCAGUUUGAAGGACUUGGCCGGAACGUAGCUCCCAAUCUGGGCCAUCACAGACAACAGCGCCACUGUCCGGACACAGGUGCUCUUCCCUCCCAUAUUGGGACCUGUCCGUCCAGUCAGAGGAAUGCUUGAGUAUCGGGAACGAAAACAGCAAACCUGAAACGACUUUGCAGCGACCUCGACUGAAGGAGAUCGAAUUUGGCACGAACGGAUCCGGUCGCGAGACUUCGACCAUCGGAUGUCGCCCAUCAAUCAUCUCGAGCACAUCCCCGUCUUCAACGAAUUUAGGUUUGGUGAAAUCUUGCUGGGUCGCGACAUGAGCGAGAGAUGUCAGACAGUCGGCCUGAGCCAGCUUCUCGACUGCAUGUCGCAGAACGGGGUAGUGCUCCAUCACAUCGUCUUUCAGAAAGACCUGAUAUGCUUCAUUCGCUGCAAUCUGGAGCAUCAUCAACGGCUGUCCGCGGAUAUACCCGUCAGAGCAUACCAUCAUCCUUUCGUGACUUUGUGCGCGCUCCUCCAAGAUUUGUGCGACAGCAGGAGUGCGGUAUCGUUUGAAACUCUUGGACGAGUUGACUGUGAGCCAACUCUCGGCAUGGCACAGGUCUUGUAGAGGCAAUACUUACCUCCUCGUCCCAAAUUGUUUUGAAUUCGAGUCUGGGUUUCCCUAACAGUUCCCGAACUGAACGAUCCAGUCAGAGAUAGACAUAGAGCAGCCAAGGUUUAACUCGCCAGCAUCCUGUUCGCGGCCGAUCUGCGACUCAAAGUCCCUCACUUCAUCUGCGGCUUUUUGUAUAUCAGGAUAUUUUCCAGGGUCAACCCACAUCAGCUCCUUAUUGCCCUCCUUCGCCAUCUUUAGGUGGAUGCAAUUCAACAGCUGCUGCGCCGGUUUCGCAAGCGGCGGCAACGCGUACAGGAUUUCGUUCAGCAUUCGCGAUUUUACUUGGGUGUCUUCCUCGACGAUUGUCGCAGGGAAAAUCCGACCAAGCUUUUGGAAGGCAGUGAGGAUGAUGACUAAUUCAUUAGGCGUGCACUGGACGAUCCCGGUGAGCCACGCAUGAGGGUCUCAUCGCAAAGACUGACCUGUAGGGAUUGAACCCGGCUGAGCCCUCUCAUCAGAUCCGGCAACUUUGAGAGGGCCUGUCGCAGGAGGAUGAACUUGUCUGAGUUGCUGUUCACGAUUUCGUCCACUGCAUCGAUCCUCUCUUGGAGUGCUCUAUUUGACGCGAUCAGUAACACUUCGAACAUGCGCUGGCAAAGCCGGGUACCUUUUGUCUACCAAUGGCUUCCCAAUCCAAGAUUUGAGCAACCUCGACCCAAAUUGGGUUUCGGUCCGAUCAAGCAGAGAACUAGGCCAGUCGGACGUCAGAUAAAACGAUGGCUCCGCUACUGCAGAUGAGCGCACAGAAGUGACCCGCGGCGGGUGUGAUCCGUGUCGUUUUCAAAGAUCUCCAGGUUGGACAGAGUGUUAGCAGCCAGAAGCAUGUGAAUCCGCGAUGUAAACCGGCUGAGUUUGACACGGCAAAGGGUAGAGACUAUUUCGGAUGACGCCAGGUGUUUGAUAGUGCAGCCCAGGGCAACAACCACAGGACGAGGCAAUCCUGUCAUCUCUGCCAGGAGUUCCGAGCCAGAGCAGAGGUCCGAUAUCACGUCAAAUGCAUCACUGUAGGAGACGAGUUCGUCGAAAGGUUCUAUGCGAGCAGAACCGCCGUGGUCAUUUGUGAAUCUAAUCGGGGUCAGUUGAGGCAAAAAAAACCAUAUAAUCAAACCAUGAUUACUGUAUGCGAUGGGUGAUCAUCUUCUCAGUCGGCGUCGACAAUCGAUUGCGAGGAUAGAUAAUUUCGGUCGGCUGCAAAUGAGCAAGCCUUGCCUGGAGAUCAUUACACGUCUGCGGAACGGAAUCAAAGCAACGGACAUCGAGCUCGGUUCUCAUCGGCACAUCCUCAAAAGCGUCAUAUAUAAUCUCCCCGUCAUGAACCGAUAUUGAAACAAUGGCGACCUUGACUCUGUCCCGCGAGCCUGAGACUUCCUCCACGAUACACAAGAACGAAGGUGCUGUGAGCUCGGUAGAAUCGAUUUCGUCGAUGUAACUGCGCAAGCUCAAGCAUUGAAAGCAUUUCAAGGAAACACGAACGUCGUUGAGGUGACCAUCUUCGUUAAACGGCGCUCGAAAACUUUGUUCCGGUUGCUCCCCGCUUUGUGCAGUGCAGCAGUUUCAACUUGUUGCACAAUCCCGACUCGAUAUCCUCGGUAUACAAGUCUGGGAUGAUUCAGCGCCCAGAUACUUUACCUCACGUUGUAACACCCACGUCCGCAGAUGCACGUCCCGUCUGUGUUGCGGCACAGAAGCGCACAAUUCUCCUUUCUCUAUCCAAGUUUUCAUCCCCAGCACGUUCUCGGCCACCUUCGCAUCUUCCCCGAAGAACUUGUACUUAUGGCCAACGUGGACCAUGAGGACUGCAUUCGGGUUUUGGUCCCGUAUCGUUUUGACCUGAAUUUGCAGAUCCGUGUAGGCUUUGUGGUUGUCAGCGUCCUCGUCUUCGUUUUCAGUUUCGUUCCCGCUCUGUCUUGGAUUAAGAGAAGAUUUUCUGCGUAUUUCCUGUGUCGGUCGUGUUGUGACAGAUUUCUUGGAAACCGAUUUCCUCGCAACGGACUUCUUCGCGGUCGGUUUCUUAGCACCGGGGUUGACCAUUGCCAUGAAAGAGUCAAAGGAGCUAUCACUGGUAGCUUUGGAAAGGUUAGAGGUUGCAACGCCAGGUCGGUCCCAUUCGGUCCCUUACCUCUG
This is a messenger RNA of Mycena citricolor, 14292 nucleotides long. Lineage: Eukaryota; Fungi; Basidiomycota; Agaricomycetes; Agaricales; Mycenaceae. The record is from the annotation of a GenBank genome assembly.